AUGGCAGUUGUAAAGAAACCAAACGGAUCUUUGAGAAUCUGUAUUGACCCACAACCAUUAAAUGCAGCCCUGCAAAGAGAGCAUUACAAGCUACCAACACUAGACGAUGUUCUACCUAGUCUCAUCCAAGCACGAGUAUUUAGCAAACUCGACGUGAAACAAGCCUACUGGCAUGUCCAACUGGACAAUGAAUCUAGCUUACUCAUCACCAUGAUUACACCAUUUGGACGAUACACGGACACAGAUGGGCCCGGCUCCCAUUUGGGCUCAAGGUCAGCAGCGAGAUAUUUCAAAGAAAGCUCAAUGAGGUACUUGUUGGUCUCAAUGGUGUGA
Paramuricea clavata is the source of this 333-nucleotide messenger RNA. NCBI's taxonomy places the organism in Eukaryota, Metazoa, Cnidaria, Anthozoa, Malacalcyonacea, Plexauridae. The record is from the annotation of a GenBank genome assembly.